UUAUCUGCUGGAAAAACCGCAAAAAAAUAAGUAUAACACAAUUCGAUUCGUGCAUUCUUUGAUUUUGGAAAUAUCUCGCCACAGACAAAGCAUUUUGCUUAAAUUUAAGCAAUAAAAUAAAGAGAAAAAGUAUUUCUUCCCUUGCGCUUCAAAUAAAAAACCACAAAAAUAGCGGCUCAACACAAGUGGGUGGAUUAUUCCCAAGCCCAAAGUCUUUGCUGUUUCUUUGAGAAUCAAAACACCAUGAACGAAGCAGCAUUAGCUGGAAUGCUACCAUACGAUUCCAUUGGUCUGUAUGAGCAACCUAAACCACGCUUCAUCUUUAAGAUGCCUCGCGUGGUACCGGAUCAAAAGUCCAAAUUCGAAAGUGAUGAACUUUUCCGACGCCUCAGCCGUGAAAGUGAAAUACGCUAUACGGGCUAUCGUGAACGAGCCUUAGAGGAGCGUCAGAUACGUUUUCAAAAUGGUUGCCGUGAGGGGCAUACAGAAAUAUCAUUUGUUGCUUCAGGCACAAAUCUACAACUGGUCUUCAAUGCCACCCAGAAUCCCUAUAUACACGACAAAGAAUGCGACUUCGACAAGGAGCACGGUAAGGUGUACAUCAAAUCGUAUUUCAUAAUGAACGGUGUUUGUGUCCGAUUCCGUGGAUGGUUAGAUUUGGAACGCCUUGAUGGAUCUGGUUGUUUGGAAUUUGACGAACGUCGUGCAAUGCAUGAAGAUGCAAUACUGCGUGAUCAAAUCGAUAGGUACAAUCAACGUUUAAGGGAAUUUGAAGAUUCAAAGAGAGCCUAUAGAGAAAAUCGACCCGAAGAUUUGGAAGCUGUGCGUCGUGGGGUAUCGUCCGGCGGUAUAGGUGUGGGCGCUGCUAGCAUGUGGCGACGUUAG
This is a messenger RNA of Musca vetustissima, 885 nucleotides long. RefSeq names its product protein big brother (gene Bgb). Gene Ontology annotation, biological process: regulation of transcription by RNA polymerase II. Bases 244 to 885 code for a protein of 213 amino acids. NCBI's taxonomy places the organism in Eukaryota, Metazoa, Arthropoda, Insecta, Diptera, Muscidae. Gene Ontology annotation, cellular component: core-binding factor complex; nucleus. The record is from RefSeq and is a predicted model, not a curated record. Gene Ontology annotation, molecular function: transcription coactivator activity; sequence-specific DNA binding. The transcript has a single exon.